CCAACUCAUCCACUCAAUUCUUAAUACCGGCCCCCAUACCACACUCAUCAUCACUCUCUCCCGGACAAAAUUGCGUGAUAAUUAAACACUCACCGUGUGCGUGUUUUACUUGUGAAAAAACAAGUACAGCAUUUCAUCGAUCCCCAUUAAUGCGCUUCAGUAACUAAGCGUGACCUUUCAGUUUUUUACGGAUUUUUUUCUCUCAAAAUCCGCGUACCUAUACAUACACCUAUAUAGCUGUACCUCGUUCCUAAUUAAAACACUCUACUCAGUACUCUGCCGUCGGUAUUUUUAUUUGUUACGGUGUGGUGCAAUUUCAAUUUUUUCUCUGCAGUAAGAUAGUGAUGGAUUUGAGCAAGGUUACGCAGGAGAUUUUCACGAAGCUGGAGCAGAAAUGGCUGCACCACUGUGAAGGAAAGCGAACGCGUGUUUUGAGCAUCGACGGAGGAGGAACCACCGCCAUUGUCGCUUGCGCCGCUCUGGUUCAUCUGGAAUACCAGAUCCAACUCAAAACCGGCGAUUCGAACGCUCGUAUUGCUGAUUUUUUCGAUAUUGUUGUCGGUACAGGAAUCGGAGCUCUUCUCGCCGCAAUGUUAGUCGCCGACGACGGUUUUGGCCGGCCGAUUUACUCCGCCGGAGAGGCGGCUAAGUUCGUGGCGGAGAAUCAGUCGCAUCUCUUCAAAGUCAAAAACGUCGGGGUAUUCCGCCGGCGAAUUAGGUUUUCAGAGAGGAGCAUGGACGCGGUGCUGAAGAAGGCCUUCCGGAGAGAUGACGGCAGGGUUUUAACCCUCAAGGACACGUGUAAGCCUCUCCUCGUUCCGUGCUUUGACUUGAACAGCUCGGCGCCGUUUGUGUUCUCUCGAGCCGACGCCAUCCAGUCGCCCAGCUUCGAUUUCGAUCUCUGGAAAGUGAUCCGCGCCACGUCAGCUACGCCGUCGAUGUUCAAGCCGUAUCCGCUCUCGUCCAGCGACGGGAAGACCUCUUGCCUGGCGGUGGACGGCGGACUUGUGAUGAACAACCCCACCGCCGCCGCCGUCACUCACGUUCUGCACAACAAGACCGAUUUUCCGUCAGUAACCGGAGUUGAUGAUCUGUUGGUGCUGUCAAUCGGAAACGGCGCGUUAAGUAAUCCGUCAAGCAUGACAUUCAGCCGUAACGGCGACUGCUCGACGGCGUCACUCGUCGGCAUCGUCCUUGACGGCGUCUCGGAAACCGUUGAUCAAAUGCUGGGCAAUUCCUUCUGCUGGAAUCCUAACGAUUACAUUAGAAUUCAGGCUAACGGUAUCGCGGGAACAACGGAGGAGUUGUUGGAGGAGAGAGGAGUGGAGUCGUUGCCGUUUGGCGGGAAGAGGUUGCUGACGGAGACUAACGGACAGAGAAUCGGAAGUUUUGUGCAACGGCUUGUGGCGGCGGGAAGGAGCAGCCUGCCGCCGAGUCCGUGCAAGGAAACAGCCGUUAGCCCCCUAGUUAACGGCCGUUAAUGUUAAUUUGUUACCGUCUCUUCUUUAAUUUGUCCUUUUCUGUUCAGUUUUAUUAUUUUAUUAUUAGCCCGAUGUCAGUUAACUGUCUCUAUUGUCAACUUUAACCAGUAGCAGUGCACUUAAAUAAAACUCCUACAUAUAGUACUAGUGAGUAGUGAGUGACUGGCACUUGAUUAAAUAAAUCGACUCUGUUCUCUCUUUCUCUUC
Erythranthe guttata (spotted monkey flower) is the source of this 1688-nucleotide messenger RNA. It is a transcript of the gene PLP9, whose product is annotated as PATATIN-like protein 9. NCBI's taxonomy places the organism in Eukaryota, Viridiplantae, Streptophyta, Magnoliopsida, Lamiales, Phrymaceae. The record is from RefSeq and is a predicted model, not a curated record. Gene Ontology annotation, biological process: lipid metabolic process.